AGCCAUUUUGGCUCAAGCUGGCUCGGGCGCGCGCGGCGCGGGCGCUUGGGUGAUGGCGACGGGGGGCUGCCCACCCGGGAGGCGGCCCAUGCGAAUCGUGGAGACGGAGCUGCUCGGGGCCUCGGCGGCGCGGCGCACGGCCAGACGGCGGCGACAGCUGGCCCUCGAGGCGGGGCUUCGGCGCAGCGCGGGCUCUCGCGGGCCUGCCGCCCCGGGAUCGUGGCAGGAUCGCGAGCAGGCCGCGCGGCCGGCGCUCCAGGCGGCGGUGGCUGGCGUGCGCGUCAGCGGCAUCAGGCGCUACCGGCGUAAUGCCGCAUGGCAUGCGGCGGGCGUGCCUGCCGCGGGGUUCGCAAGGGCCACGGCUUCGGCGCUUGCCGAGGUCGUGGCGGGGCCGCGGCGUGGCGCCUGCGCUCGAGGCGGCGGCGGCGGGCAGGCGGCGGAAGGCGAGCAGGAGCAGCGGGCUCGCGGGCCCUCAGGCGACGGCUGGGGGGCGCCGCAGGAGCCAAGCAUCAAGGUCGUGCAGGGCGCCGAGCUGGAGGCCCAGCUGCACGCGGGGCGCGACGACGUUGAGGACGCGGCGGCCGAGGCCGCAGGCGCCGACCCCGCUCAGCCAGCCGCCAGCCACAUUUGAAGCCCCCCGAAGGCCUCGGCCUCCUUCUCGGGAUCCCGCUCCAGCCAGCAGCCUGGCGCCAGCCCGUCGACACCGUGAACGGGAAACACACUAUGACGAUCAUUGAUAUCAUCUAUGGUGCUGUCGCUUCCUCUCAUUACCCCGCGCGGGGUGGCCGAGUCUUCGAUGCGAUCAAAAUCGUGGCACGCGCCGUUGCGGUCUGGGCGGCCUGCGCUUGCAUCGGGCGCGGGA
This is a messenger RNA of Prorocentrum cordatum, 862 nucleotides long. NCBI's taxonomy places the organism in Eukaryota, Dinophyceae, Prorocentrales, Prorocentraceae. The record is from the annotation of a GenBank genome assembly.